UACAAGCCAGCCGGCUUCGCGCGCUCCGCUUCCUUCUUUGGAGCUUUCUUUGCAGUGUCAGCGCUGCCUUCCCUCCCCUCCUGCGGGCUACCAGACCGCCCGGACGGGUGGGAGCUCCCUUUCCCAAGCGCAGGGCCCGUCCCGCAGCGGGUCGCCCCGAAUCCCGCUGCCAGUUCUCCGCCCGUGCCGGCGGGAUGCAGCAGGCGUUGGGGCCAGCAGGGCCCGGCGGGGGGGCACCAAGCCGUGUUGCCGGCAGCCCCGCGGGCCCCUCUCCCUGCGGGAGUUACGUGGUGGUCCGUGCUCGCGUCCGCUCCCGCUGUGCCGGUCCUGCUCCCGGGGCUUUGCUCCUCGCGCUGGCAGCCACGCGAUGCAAAGUCCCCAGGGAAGCAGGGACGGUUUGGGGGGAGAUGCGGGGGGGGAUGAGCCGCGGUGGCAGCAAAGGGGCUGCCUCCCCCCUGCAGCCACUGCCUGCGUCUCCCUCCCCUUCCCGCGGCCCUUGCGGCCAGGCAGCCCCGUUCCCGCGGAGGGGAGCGCGGCCCCCGGCACCCCCGGCUCCCGCGCGGGGCUGGCGGAGGCGGCGCUGCCCGUCACCUCUCCUCUGCUCUGCUCUGCUCGGGAAGGGAGCCGGGAGCCGGGCUGUCACCGCUGCGGCGUGCGGCUGCAAGCGCUGCGCCGGGCUGCGCGGGAGCCGGUGCUGCGGGGACAGGGGCAGCGCUCCCGUCUCCCGCCGGCAAGGGCAGGCGAGAGGGGACGCAGCGGGCGAGCCGAUGCCACCGAGCCCGGGGGUCAGGGCCACCGCGGAGAGGACAGCGAGCCCCGCCGCCCGCCCCCGGCAGCCCCCUGCCCGCACGGCCUGCUCCCGGGCGCCGGACCCACCUCGUCCGCAGCGGCGGCCGGCGCUGAGCUCGGGGGGACGCUGGCACCAUGCUGAAGUUUCGGGCGGACCGCCGGGCGAGCCACAAUGAGAGGCGGAACACGUUCCUGCACCCAGUGACGGGACAGAUCCCGGAGGAAAACUCAAGAUUCGACUUGCAAAAACCUACCUUGGACAUGUCCAGCAAAGCAGGCGGGAAGCGGCCGGUCACCAUCCCCAGCGAGUCGUCCAACCACGCCAUGGUGUCGGAGGCGCCCCCGGAGCGCCCCGGAGGCCGGGUAGGUGCCGGAGCCGCGCGGCGGGCGGGCAGGGGGGGCGGGUGGCGGGGGACCCCGGGGCCUGAGCAGCUCCUUGCCCCUCCGCAGGCCUCGCGCCCCUCCCGCAAGGGCAUCGCCUUUGGGAAGCGCUCCAACUCGAUGAAGAGGAACCCCAACGCGGCGGUGACCAAAAGCGGCUGGCUCUACAAGCAGGCCAGCUCGGGGGUGAAGCAGUGGAACAAGCGCUGGUUCGUGCUGGUGGAUCGCUGCCUCUUCUACUACAAAGACGAGAAGGAGGAGAGCAUCCUGGGCAGCAUCCCCCUGCUCAGCUUCCGCGUGGCGGCCGUGCAGCCCUCGGACAACAUCAGCAGGAAGCACACGUUCAAGGUGACCGUGUGCUGGGCGGAGGAGGUGCCGGCGCGUAACAAGCAGUCCCUGUCUCCCCAGGCCGAGCACGCCGGCAUCCGGACCUACUUCUUCAGCGCCGAGAACACUGAGGAGCAGGAGUCCUGGAUCCAAGCCAUGGGCGAAGCUGCCCGGGUGCAAAUCCCACCGGCGCAGAGGCACGAGAAGACAGACUCCGAGAACAUCCCCCCCAGCAAGCACCACCACCACCACCGCAACGCCGCGCACCGGGAGCACCCCAAAGCCGACUCCGACACCAAGACCCGGGGGGAAGGCGACGGCCGGGGCUCCGAAAAGAUCGAGAGGAAACAGGAGAGGACGGAGAGCAAGAAGGAGCCCUUGGCCAAAGCCAACGGCAUCGCGGGGCAGGAGAUGCCCUCGGAGCCCGGCAGCCCGUACCCCGAGGCGCCCCGGGUGCCGGGCAGCAUGGAGCGGCCCGCGCAGCCCAACGGCUGGCCCUACGCGUCGCCCAGCCGCCCCGGCAGCACCGCGUUCCCGCAGCCGGACGGGGAGAGCGUGGCGCACCGCCGGGGCUUCGCGCCGCGCACCAACCCCGAGAAGAUCGCCCAGCGGAAGAGCUCCAUGACGCAGCUGCAGCAGUGGGUGAACCUGCGCCGGGGGAACGUGCCGCCCGAGGAGCUGCGGAGCCCCACCAGGUUCUUCCCCGUGUCUCGCCGGGUGCCCGACUACUAUUCGCCCUACUCGCCCCAGUACCCCGAGGACUACCAGUACUACCCGCCCGGCGUGCGCCCCGACAGCAUCUGCUCCAUGCCCGCCUACGAGCGGGUGAGCCCGCCCUGGGCGCUGGACGACAAGCGGCACUCCUUCCGCAACGGGGGCCCCUACCAGCUCCGCGAGUGGAAGGAGCACCCGGGCUACGGCCGGCAGGACGUCCCGGUCUGGCUGCCCGGCCCCGGGCGGCAGCCGGCCUACUACGACGAGGUGGAUGCCGCCUCGGGCUCCCUGCGACGCAUGUCGCUGCAGCCCCGCUCCCGCUCCGUGCCCCGCUCGCCCAGCCAGGGCUCCUACAGCCGCUCCCGCGUGUACUCCCCGGUGCGCUCGCCCAGCGCCCGCUUCGAGAGGAUGCCGCCCCGGGGAGAGGAGAUUUACGCCGACCCGGCUACCUUCGUGAUGAGGCGAUCAGUCAGCUCUCCCAAGUACGACUAUCUUGGUGACAGACGGCCCGUCCCCGCGGGAAUGUACCCGUUCCACUACCCGGCGUCCCCCACGGUGCACGACAAGAUGGAUGAACUUUUAGACCUUCAGUUGCAAAGAAACCUAGAGUAUUUGGACCAGCAGAUGAGCGAGAGCGAGACUCUGAUCAGUAUGGUGAACAGGAUGGUGGAGAACUCUUCCCCUAGGGCUCAGCUCUACAUGCAAGUGACGCCCUUCCCGGAAGGCUACAGGGAGACGCUGCACGCCUACAAGAUAAGCGAGCAAGACACGGAUAAGCUCCUGGGGAAGCUCUGCGAGCAGAACAAAGUGCUGCGGGAGCAGGAGCGGCUGGUGCAGCAGCUCCGAGCGGAGAAGGAGAGCCUGGAGAGUGCGCUCAUGGGGACGCACCAGGAGCUGGAGAUGUUCGGCAGCCAGCCCGCCUACCCGGAGAAGCUGCUGCACAAGAAGGAGUCGCUCCAGAACCAGCUCAUCAACAUCCGCGUGGAGCUGUCCCAGGCCAGCACGGCCUUGGCCAACAGCACUGCCGAGUACGAGAGCCUGGAGAGCGAGGUGUCCGCCCUGCACGACGACCUCUGGGAGCAGCUGAACCUGGACAUCCAGAACGAAAUGCUCAACCGGCAGAUCCAGAAGGAGAUCUGGCGCAUCCAGGACGUGAUGGAGGGGCUGAGGAAGAACAACCCGUCCCGCGGCACGGACACUGCCAAGCACCGAGUGGCCAUGGGCCCCUCGGGAACGUACAGCUCCAACAGCCCCGCCAGCCCCCUGAGCUCGGCCAGCCUCACCAGCCCCCUGAGCCCCUUCUCCCUCGUCUCCGGCUCCCAGGGCUCGCCCACCAAGCAGGGGCCCGGCGAGGAACCAGGCCCACCUCGACCUCCCCUUCCCAAGUCGUAUGUACCCCUGGAGUCUCCUCCGACUGUUCCUCCGCUCCCUAGCGAGGGCCGCCUCCGGCCGUACCCCACCUCCCCUCCUUGGCAGCAGGGCGGCGAGGCGAAGAGGGGACAGCCCAAAGCGAGCUUGGAGCAGAGCAAGAAGGACGGGCCCCGGCCGGCCGCCCCUGGCUCCCCCGCCGAGGGGCCGCUGCUGCAGAGCCGGCAGGAGCAGGAGGCGGAGAAGCAAGCGGCUCUCAACAAGGUGGGCAUCGUCCCCCCCAGGACCAAGUCUCCGGCGGAGGAGGAGGCGGCGCCGGCGGCAGGCGUGGUGCGGAGGAACGCCGGCGGCAUGGCCAACGGGCUCAGCUCCCGGGAGAGGCCAAAGAGCGCCGUGUUCGCCACCGAGACGAAGGCGAAAAUGAGCGUGGAGGAGCAGAUCGACCGCAUGAAACGGCACCAGAGCGGCUCCAUGAAGGAGAAGCGGCGGAGCCUGCAGCUCCCGGGCAGCCAGCAGCCCGAGACCCCCGGCACCAGGACACCGGCCUCCUACAAGGUGGUGCGCCGGCACCGCAGCAUCCACGAGGUGGACAUCUCCGACCUGGAGGCCGCGCUGCGCUCCGAGGACUCGGGCAAGGUCUACGAGACGCCCCGGGAGGAGAUCGCCCGGCUGCGCAAGAUGGAGCUGGAGCCGCAGCAUUACGACGUCGACAUCCAUAAGGAGCUCUCGACGCCGGACAAAGUCCUCAUCCCCGAGCGGUACAUCGAACUGGAGCCCGACACCCCCCUCAGUCCCGAAGAGAUGAAGGAAAAGCAGAAGAAGGUGGAAAGGAUAAAAACCCUCAUUGCCAAAUCCAGCCUGCAGAACGUGAUCCCGCUGAGCGAGGGCGAGGUGGACGCCCCGCAGGACCCGGAGACCCAGCUCCAGGAGCAGGAGAAGAGGAUCGAGAUCUCCUGUGCCUUGGCUGCGGAGGCCUCCCGCCGGGGCCGCAUGCUGUCGGCUCAAUGCGCUACCCCAAGCCCUCCCACCUCCCCAGCUUCCCCGACUCCACCGACCAACCCCCUCUCGUCUGAAACAUCCCGGGUCGCCGACAGCAGCCAUUUUAUGCGUGUCUGAGCCAUGAACGCAAGCCCUGGCUGCUGCCAACGCUGGCAAGUUCCACGGGGCCACGUUUUAGCACCCUGGCACGACACCGAACCUCUCCUCGGCCAUCAUUUUCGGUUCUCCCGGACCCCCUCCCUCUCAUGAACGGCGAGACUGCCCCGCGCGGAGGAGUGGAGAGAUGCACCAUGGACAGCCCGCAGAGGCCUGGUCUUGCACCAGCUCCCUCGCCCUUCCCGGCCCCCGGCUCUGCUCUGGCCCGGGGGAGAUGUGCGGGUGCCAGGAGGAGAGAUGUGGGUGUCAGGAGCUUGUCUGUGGGAACGUGGUACCGAGGGGACCAGGAGACCACCCCUGGCUGCCAGCUGGCACAAGGAUGGGCUGUUGCAUGCAGGAUCUGUUGUGUCCAGGGAAUUGGGUUAAGCGUAGACAUCUGGGCAGGUGAAUUUGCAACAUCGGCAAUGCCCAGCACAGCUAGAAGGCCUCCCUGCCAGGACAGCAUUGCACCGGAGGAGUGUGGGACUCGCUUGGCUCUCUGUGCUGAUGUAUUGGUCUCCCAAGGGUCUGCAAAGGGGCUCUUCUGUGUGGAGACCAGCCAGUCCCCACCAUGGAUGGCACUUUCACCUUCUGCUGGACCUGGAUGCUCCACCUGUGCUCCUCGGGCAACUCUUCCCCUCCCUGUGUCCUUGCCUGAACCUGCUGUUAGCAUCCCGGGAGCUCAUCUCCAGCAGAGCCUGGUCUGCCCGUCUCUCCUCGCGCUCGUGGCCCAGCAGAAGGAAGGACCUGGGGAUGGGGCAGAUGGAAAGAGAACUGAGGGGACCACGGAGGUGCCAGGGAAGUGGGGUGGUCUGCACGGGGGCAGCAGGAGGGUGUCCGGUACGCCGGUGCGCAGCGGGCACGGAGCAGCAGGUCUGUGCAGGGACGUGGGCAUGGUGCAAGAGAGUAGCGGAGCGGUGCAGCGGGCUGGCGCUGGGGCGUGAGGGGGGGUGGCAAAGCCACGAUGCUUUCUGGUGUCAGCAGGGACCCUUGUGCGCGUAGGGACGAUGGAGGGACAGGAACAGGCUGGGGGCGAUGAGCACUUCUAGGUGGUGGCAGCGGGGGCUCCUUGGCGUGCUCCCGAGGGCAAUGCCCCUUUGGUGGGGAUGGGAGAGGGUGAAAGACGAACGCUACUGAAGCACGGAUGCACAUGCCCGCUCACACGCACGGCGUGGGCUGCAGCAGGGGCACCGACCGCUGUGUUGGGCAAAACGCCGGCGAGCUCGCUGCGGGGCUGGCAUUGUCCCGGGGCUUCUCCGCGUGGGUGGCGGCAUGUCUGUCCCUGCCACCUGCACCGCGGCCCCGGGCUCGCCCGGAGCAAGGCGUCCUUGCGAGGCCAAAAGCCCUCUGGCCUCUCGCAGCCUGGAAAUAGCGGCUCGUGGCUGGGUUUAGGAGCACCUUGGAGGUACAGGCCAGGCUGGGUUCCCCCGGGCUGCGGGGUGCCGACAGCAGGACGCGUGGGCUUUCCCGGGAGCUCAUGUGCCGGGAUGGGACCGGGCCCCUUUGGAAGUCUGGUGCCAAGUCUCACCCAGGCCUUGCCGUUUUGCUCCAGACCCUUUUGCUUGGUUCUCCCUGUAGCAAGAACCCUUUUCUUUAGCUCUCUGGAGGGAGAGAAAGGCCGGCUCUGCCUGGGAGUACAAAGUCCUACUUAAGCUUUUAGCCAGGAGAAACUGCAAAGCCCCAAACCGGGCAGCGAAGGGAUGAGCUCAGGAUGGGGCCGCCCUGGGCUGAGCAUCACCUGCACCCGCAGCCCCGUAACGUCGGCGAGAGGCAGCGACGGCCUCAGACACGUCCCCUUCCCGGAGCGCGGGAGCCUCGCGAUCCCCCAACCAGGACCCGCUGUUCCCUCGUGUCCGUGCGCUUCCCGCGACGUCCCCGCUCCGCGUCCCCGUCGCCCGGCCCGCCGGGCUCCUCGAUCUUAGCAAUACACGUAGUGUCCCAGGAACCCUGCAGCCCGCUCCGGGAGCCUCCCGCAGCCCUCUUAGCUCAUAAAGCUGGCCCUUUAUUUUGCUAUUACAUGCCUUAAUAUAUGUUUUAUGGAAAUUAUACAUUUAUAAUAUAUAUAUAUAUAUAUAUUUGUUUUUUCUCUUCUUUUCUGGGAGGUACUGUUUUGUGCUAAUUUUCUCUCGCUCUGCAGGGUUGUUGGCACCAGCCCUGCCAAUGAGUUACAAAAGCAGAUUCUUUGCCAAUUUAUCAGAGGAAAAGAAAAAAAAAAGAAACUAUUUAAAAAAUAUAUAUAUUUUCUGCUUUUAUUAAAAGCAAAUUUAUUUAAAAUAAAAUAUAAAGAGAACUGCAA
This is a messenger RNA of Dromaius novaehollandiae (emu), 7009 nucleotides long. It is a transcript of the gene PLEKHA6, whose product is annotated as pleckstrin homology domain containing A6. The transcript has 26 exons. Gene Ontology annotation, molecular function: protein binding. The record is from RefSeq and is a predicted model, not a curated record. NCBI's taxonomy places the organism in Eukaryota, Metazoa, Chordata, Aves, Casuariiformes, Dromaiidae. Bases 925 to 4695 code for a protein of 1256 amino acids.